AAUCAAAUACGAUUAUCCUCUUCAAAGAAUAACAAAAUAUGUGAGGCCUUAUUUUAAGCCCUCUAUAUAUACAUACAUUUCAAAGUUAGAACUUAGAAGCCUUCCAUUAAACUUGAUCCCAUCUAAACAAAUCCUUAUUCAAUAAUCACAAAUGUCAAGUUUAUCGAAAAUGCUUCUUCAAUAUGAGUUUGGGCAUGUUUAUUCAAGAAAACUUCUUUUUCAUACUUCUAUAGGUCAACAACCAGGGGAGAUGACGAUAACACACGCUGCAUCAUCAUCAAGUCCGUCUUCAACUCAUAACAAAUGCGGUGCAAAUGUGAUAAUGGUUUUAUCGGUGCUUGUGUGCACCCUGAUAUGUACUCUAGUGUUAAACUCCAUCUUAAGGUGUAUAUUUAAAUGUGUGAGGUUAGUCGGCCCAGAGACUAGCGCUAGCGCACAGUCACACAACACUUCAGCUAGAGUAGCCACUAGCGGAAUCAAGAAGAAGGCGUUAAAGAGUUUCCCAGUAGUCAACUAUUGGCAAGGAUUGCAGUUACCAGGGUUGGGUAAAGAAUGUGUUAUAUGUCUAGAUGAUUUUUCAAAAGGAGAGUAUGUUAAAAUUCUACCCAAGUGCAAUCAUGGAUUUCAUGUUCGUUGCAUAGAUAAAUGGCUCGGAUCAAAUUCUUCAUGUCCAACUUGUAGGCAAUCGCUAAGUGAUAUAUGCGAAAAGAUUGUCACCGGAGGGGACUAUAGCAGUACUGCAUCUUCACAAUCACAAGAGCAAAGUCCAAGUAAUACCUUGAUCAUAAGUGUAUCGCCUUUACAACACGAAAUAUAUUUAUGAAAUUACUAGUGCUAAUUAUUUAGUUAUGAAAUAUAUUUAUAUGCAAUCUUAUAUAAUUUAACCGUUGUUAUUAACUUGUACAUAUAAAUGUAUAUUGGGUUAU
Molecule: messenger RNA, 926 nt
Organism: Helianthus annuus (common sunflower)
Lineage: Eukaryota; Viridiplantae; Streptophyta; Magnoliopsida; Asterales; Asteraceae
Product: RING-H2 finger protein ATL78
Exons: 1
Coding region: 152-823 (223 amino acids)
Biological process (GO): protein ubiquitination
Molecular function (GO): transferase activity
Source: RefSeq, a predicted model, not a curated record